CUCUUAUCACAUGUACGGCGGCUGCGGGAGCAACGGAAUGUUUUACGAGACCUUCCAUUUUUGGACGACCCUUGUAACUGGGCUCCGGAAGUUUAGUUGUAUCUUUGAAUUUGAGUCUUGCGACAGAGUAUGUCCGCGUCCGGCUGAGCACAAGCACACCAGUCGCAAAGCAGAAUAAACUCCCCCUUCUCUGUUGACCUCGACCAUUUUACCGUAACCUAGAAGGAUGUUGUUGGCAUUGCUCGCCGGACUGCGUAUAUCCACGCGACGAGCGCCACAUUCGGCCUCGACGGCGGUGUCACUGUUAAGACGCCACGGAACAGGGCGUGCUAUAUCAUACACUGCUGUUAAAGGAUACCCCACCAAUGUCCUCACUCUCGACCAAGCCCAGGAGGAUGGCGACGUCGUAGACAGCGGCCGUGUCAAACCGGAGCACGCUGUCAUCUCCACCUUCGAUCUCUUCAGCAUCGGCGUCGGACCGAGUAGCUCGCAUACCGUCGGGCCCAUGCGCGCUGGCAAGAUAUUCAUCACCGACUUGCAAGAACUAGGGUUACUGGAUCGGGUUCAAACGAUUAAAAUAGUUCUCUAUGGCUCUCUCGCGGCAACCGGGAAAGGGCACCAUACACCUCAGGCGAUCCUUCUCGGCUUAGAAGGCUCCGAUCCAGAAACGAUUGACUGUGGGACCAUACCUUCACGUUAUGAGGCCAUUCUGACCAACAAAUCGUUGCAUCUCGGCGGAAACCGUCGUAUUCAUUUUGAUAUGGACAGAGAUAUGCUAUGGAGAUGGGACCAGGUCCUCAAGACGCAUCCUAAUGGCAUGCGCUUCUCGUGUUUUGACGCAGAUGGUGGUCUCCUGGCAACCAACGAAUAUUUUAGUGUUGGUGGGGGCUUCGUGGUGAACGAGAAAACGAAAGUGGACGAGAAUUUAUUCUACAAAGGGGUAGACAAGCGCGUGGUUCACGGUGCACGUCUGCAUCAGACGCACCAAGCCGAAGAGGGCGAUCCCAUCCAUCCCUCCAAGGAUGACGAUCCAGGUCAUCCUCCCUACCCAUUCGAUUCCGGGAAUAGUUUACUUGCGCUUACCAGGAAACACAACUUAACGAUCGCUCAAAUCGUGCAUGACAAUGAGCGUUACUUUGGGCUCUCCGAGCAAGACAUCGGCGACAAGCUUACGCGCAUUUGGGCCGUCAUGGACGACUGCAUCCGCACUGGAGUGUCCACGACAGAGAGAACUCUUCCAGGUCGCCUUAAGCUUCGACGCCGUGCUCCAAUGUUAUACAGGCGUCUCAUGAGAGGCUUCUAUCCUGGUAUUGGAAUCCCAGCGACCCACCUCAUCGGCGCAAAUAUGUCCGCAGGCGCAGUAGACGCACCUGACGACAUGAAAGUAGAUCAGGUCAUCGAGGACCGUAGUGUUUCCCUGCCACGCAGCGGAAGCAGUCGCGCCCCCGUGGUAACGGGUUCAUUUGACCACGCUGUCCUGCCUGUGCCUCCUCGCAGGACGAACAUUCCAGCCGUCGAUUUCCUCUCCUGCUACGCGAUUGCAGUCAACGAAGUGAACGCCGCAGGUGGUCGCAUCGUGACGUCCCCCACGAACGGAGCUGCUGGUGUCAUUCCAGCCGUGCUGAAAUAUGUCGUCGAGUUCGUGAGCGACGAUCCAGAGAAAUCGAUAAAGACGUUCCUGUUGACUGCUGCUGCCAUCGGCAUGCUCUUCAAACGUGGGAGUACAAUAUCCGCUGCAGAGGGUGGCUGUCAAGCAGAAGUUGGAGUUGCCUGUUCUAUGGCUAGUGCCGGCUUCGCGGCAUGUAUGGGCGCAUCCCCAGAGACCGUUCUGCAGGCGGCGGAAAUAGGGAUAGAACAUAACCUUGGCCUUACUUGCGACCCCAUCGACGGUUUGGUUCAAGUGCCGUGCAUUGAACGGAAUAGUCUAGGAGCUGUCAAAGCAAUCACCGCUGCUCAACUUUCUAUGGCUAGCGAUGGUGUUUAUCGGGUCACUCUCGAUGAGGCAAUCGAGGCGAUGCGAUUGACCGCGGCCGAUAUGAGUGUCAAAUAUAAGGAGACAAGUCUUUCUGGUCUUGCUACGACGGUCAAGAUUCCCUUGACCGUUCCGGCUUGCUGACCGAACCGCCUCCUGUGCUGCGACAGUGGUACGUUCUGUAAACCGGUGUUCCGCAUUCCCGCCAUAUUGCCUUUUUUUGCUGUUGCUUUCACUUAGUGCUGCUGCUGUUCAGAUUCCUAGAUCCAAUUACGCAUAAAAGCAUAAUGGGAAAAUGCUUGGACUAAGCUAACGCUUUUUUUUGCUACCGCUUUCUGUAGACCACAUUCGAUAUGCUUUCUGUUUACUGGUAGACCCCUCUUAAUAAUCUACGCAUCCCG
Pisolithus orientalis is the source of this 2373-nucleotide messenger RNA. Its product is annotated as serine dehydratase alpha chain-domain-containing protein. Gene Ontology annotation, molecular function: L-serine ammonia-lyase activity; 4 iron, 4 sulfur cluster binding. The record is from RefSeq and is a predicted model, not a curated record. NCBI's taxonomy places the organism in Eukaryota, Fungi, Basidiomycota, Agaricomycetes, Boletales, Pisolithaceae. Gene Ontology annotation, biological process: gluconeogenesis. The coding region runs from base 227 to 2116 and encodes 629 amino acids. The transcript is spliced from 20 exons.